Messenger RNA from Delphinapterus leucas (beluga whale), 1598 nucleotides. RefSeq names its product coiled-coil domain containing 86 (gene CCDC86). NCBI's taxonomy places the organism in Eukaryota, Metazoa, Chordata, Mammalia, Artiodactyla, Monodontidae. The record is from RefSeq and is a predicted model, not a curated record. Gene Ontology annotation, cellular component: nucleolus.
UUUCCCCUCGGGAGACUGGGCUCGCAAGCAAGGUGAAUACGGAUCUCAAGCUGGGACUCAUUCUUCAAUCACAGGUAAAUGAGCCAAAGCGCUUUGCGCAUGCGCUUAGUAAACCCAACGCCCGCUCUCCCCGGACUCCUCCCUGAGCCUUUUCGCCCGUCACCAACAUGGCCUCCGAGGCAACAGCCCCUCCUGCCCGGCGCAGACGUAGCGGGGUUAUAACGUCAUAGGACGGCGCCGGUAGUCCCGGAGACUGCACGUGGGCUCGCGUUUGGAAACUCUGCGCGGGCCAUGGAUACGCCGCUGAGGCGCAGCCGGCGGCUGGAAGGACUAAAGCCUGAAUCCCCCGAGAACCCCACCUCAGUUCUGCGGGCGAGACGGGCCCUUGUGGAGUUCGAGUCGAACCCAGAAGAAAGGAGGGAGCCCGGGUCUCCUCGGGGUGUGCGGCCACCUGGCCUGGAGUCUCCCAGACAUCAGCCGGAGACAAGCCCUGAAUCACCCAGUUUACGGGAGGAGGCAGGCUUGGGGUCCCCCCGAGAGCAGCCAGAGCCGGGCCCAGGGUCGCCCCAGCGUCAGCGAGACCCAGGCCUGGAGUCGCCCCAAAGACAGCCGGAAUCGAGUCCUGAAUUCUCCCGACUUCAGCCACAGCCAAGUGGGGAGUCACCAAAGUUUUCCCAGGACCGAGAAGAAGCGGAUUCGGAGUCGCCCAAGAGUAAGGAGGAGCCGACCCCGGGGUCCCCCCGACAUCAGUUGCAGCCGAGCCCAGGGUCACUAGAGCCUUACCCCGGUCAGCAAGCGCCGGGUCCCGAGCCCUCUCAGCCAGUGCAGGAGCUGACACCCCAGUCGCCCGGCUCCCCACGGGAUCAGCGUGAGCCGAGCAAGCCACCGCCGGCCGGGCAGCCGGAGAGAGACGGCCUCGGGCCAAAGAAGCGAGAAGGUUCUUCAGCCCAGGCCGCAGCGUCCAAGAAACCGAAGAAGGAGGAGGUUCCUAAAAUCCCGAAGGGGAAGCCCAAGUCUGGACGGGUGUGGAAGGACCGCUCAAAGAAGAGGUUCUCCCAGAUGGUUCAGGACAAGCCCCUGCGCACAUCCUGGCGGCGGAAGAUGCAGGACCGGCAGGAGAGGAAGCAGGCCAAGGACUUCGCCCGGCGCCUGCAGGAGGAGAAGGAGCAGCGCCGGCAGGAGAAGAAGCAGCGCCGUGCCGAGAACCUGAAACGCCGCCUGGAGAAUGAGCGGAAGGCGGAGAUCGUCCAAGUGAUCCGAAACCCCGCCAAGCUCAGGCGAGCGAAGAAGCAGCAGCUGCGCUCCAUUGAGAAGCGCGACACGCUGGCCCAGCUGCAGGAGCAGCCGCCACGGCGGCCAGCGGCCAAGGUCUGAGCUCAGCGUGGCCGAGGCCAAGCACCGUGUCACACAUGGCGGCCACACGCCUCCGCUGACCCAGCACUCCAGCUCCAUGGCUCCACCCGAGACGGGGCUCUGAGCCUUCAAAAGGGCUCACAGGCAGGUCUUUGUGGCACAGAGACCCAGAGGUAGCCUGGGGCCUGGCAGAGACUGGAGGAGGGAGGAGGGUCAGCUUGCUCCUCCGCCCCUCCCCCCUACCC